CAGACCGCGACAAUAUACACCUCCUACCCCUCCACAGCGCUUCCACAGCGACAACAGCAACAGCAGGAAUGCCAACCGACAACCUUCCAUCUCAACGUAAAAAUCAAACAAAAGACGGCUUCUGGAUAACUGACCUCACGGUCGAUAUACCCUCCUCGCAUACCGCCCCGCCACACGCCAAUGCGAAAGGCGAGAGAAAUGGAGCGGAGAGGGGACCUGGACAGUCGAGGUGGCGAACGAAGGAGUUCAUGCUGUAUUAUGUCGUCUUUGCGGUCGUCGUGCCGUGGAUGGUGUGGGUGCCUAUUAGAUUGAGUUCGCCGAGUCAUCCGAAUUUUCCGUUAUAUGUCCGUCGACUAGCACAGGGAUGGAUGUUCGGAAGGCCGUUCGACAAUUCCGACGUCCAAUACCGCUCCUUCCGUUCCAACAUCCCCGCCCUAACCCUCCUCCUCUCCAUCUUCUUCGCCUUCAAAUCCCUCUACACCUUCUCCCUCCCCUCCACCCCCUCAAAAACAUACCCCUCACGAGCACACCUCCUCCCAUUCUACACCCUCUUUUCCCUCCUCCUCAUCUUCGUCCUCCACGGCACCUCCGCCUUCUUCGUACUUGCCAUCCUAAGCGGGAACUAUGCGUUGGCCAUAUUAGCCCCUCGGACCGCGGCAGCAAAGGGAAAGGCGAUGGGUAAAGUGGUGGUGGGCGCGAUGUGGGCGUUUAAUGGCUUGGUGCUGUUCAUGAACGAGAAGUAUGGGGGGUAUGAUUGGGGGAUUAUCAUGCCUCGGCUAGCGUUCAUGGACAGCUGGCAAGGCGUGUAUCCGCGGUGGCACGUCACGUUCAAUAUCACGAUGCUCAGGCUCGUCGCGUUCAGUAUGGAUUAUUGGUGGGCUUGCACGUCUGAGACCCCCGCAUCCUCAUCCCCAAUCUCCCUCCCAAAAUCCGACAAAGCCCGCUCAAAAACACCACACGACCCCGCCACGUACACAUUCGCGAAUUACCUUGCCUACGUGCUCUAUCCGCCGCUGUAUAUCGCGGGCCCAAUUAUGGGGUUUAAUGAUUGGAUGUGGCAGAUCUACUCCCCACCUCCCAUCACCACCGCCGCCACCCCUUCCUCCACCUCUUCCUCCCCCUCUCCACCCUCCUCCCCAGCGUCCCUCCCGCUCCAAUCCCGCCCUCUCUACCUCACCCGCUUCCUCCUCUCUCUCCUCUCCAUGGAAUUCAUCCUCCACUACAUGUACGUCGUCGCCAUCAAGGACGAGCGCGCGUUUGCCGGGGACAGUGUGGGCGAGGUGGCGCUGGUGGGGUUUUGGAAUUUGGUUUUUGUUUGGAUGAAGCUCCUUCUACCAUGGCGUUUCUUCCGCCUCUGGGCGCUCCUGGACGGGAUCGACCCACCGGAGAACAUGGUCCGUUGUGUGGCGAACAAUUAUUCGACGCUUGGGUUCUGGAGGGCGUGGCAUCGGUCGUAUAAUCUCUGGAUCGUGCGAUACAUCUACAUCCCCCUCGGUGGCUCCUCCCACCAGCUCCUCACCACGCUCCUCGUCUUCUCCUUCGUCGCGCUCUGGCACGAUCUUAGUUUUAGACUGUUAGCGUGGGGAUGGUUGAUCAGUCUGUUUGUCAUUCCGGAGGUGCUGGCUGGAUGGGGGGCGAGGAAGGUCGGGCUGCCCAAAAAACCGUACUACAGACACCUGUGCGCACUCGGUGGGGUCGUCAACAUACUCAUGAUGAUGGGCGCGAAUCUCGUAGGGUUCGUGCUCGGCACGGAUGGGACGAGGGAGGUGGCGGGGAGGUUGGUGGGGAGUUGGGAAGGCCUCAGAUUUCUCUUCGGGACGUGUGCCUGUCUGUUCGUAGGAGUGCAGGUUAUGUUUGAGUACAGGGAGGAAGAAAUGCGAAGAGGAAUUUAUCGGCGGUGCUGAACCCUGAUCUCGAAUCUCUCCACGGCCUGUCUUCUGUCUUCGUCGCAUCACCACAUCCUGCAUCUAUACAUAUUUAGCUUAUGGACCGGGGCCGAAGACAACCAGACGACCACUCAGACUCCAGACUCAGAAUCCAGGGCAAAUGUAUGUAGGAGGUACCUGCGUACAUGUGGUGAAGAUGUCGUAAAGCGCGGGAUGCUGGCGUGAAUGUGGAGGUGUUAAUCUGACCAUGUUUGGUGGGUGCGCUUGCUUGGAUUGUUGUUCAGGAAUCAGCGGGUACAUAUGUAGGUGGGCGGACGGAAGGAAGGACGGAUGAAGGGGUGGAUGGAUUUGGACGAGUGGACUGUCAAUGUGGGACGGAAGCAAACGGAGGUAACGGACGGAUCUAUUUUUCGCAGUGGCCCCUGUGGCUGCCUCUCCUGUUGUUGGUUCUUGAUCUUGGACCUGCUCAUCCGUGUUCGUGUUCGUGUUCAGAUCUGGUCGCCCAAGAAGGUUCCGAGACAUCGGAUGCUUGGAAGAGGUUUCGUUUUGGUCUAAUUCGGUGGAUAACGUACUUUUUCUCUCUAUUGCAUAUACCCUCUCGAUAGUCGAUACAUAUCUUAGAUUUAGAUCCCUUUCCUUCCUAGUGAAAGUGAGAAAUCACUGCACAUUCGAGAAUGCAUACGGGCUGGGCGGCCUGACCAUGAUCCUUCGUUCGG
This is a messenger RNA of Stereum hirsutum FP-91666 SS1, 2602 nucleotides long. Its product is annotated as MBOAT-domain-containing protein. Gene Ontology annotation, cellular component: endoplasmic reticulum. Gene Ontology annotation, biological process: GPI anchor biosynthetic process. The record is from RefSeq and is a predicted model, not a curated record. NCBI's taxonomy places the organism in Eukaryota, Fungi, Basidiomycota, Agaricomycetes, Russulales, Stereaceae. The coding region runs from base 69 to 1904 and encodes 611 amino acids. The transcript has 11 exons.